UUGUGGUAUAUUUAGCUAUGACUUUAGUCUGCCGGCCGUCUUGUACUUCUACCUUUAUAUGGAAACAGCCGUUUACCUUUUAUGGGUAUGCAUAUGAAAUGUCUCCAAUCAGAAAGGCGGACUGAAUUUACUGCGGUUUAAAAGCAAGUUCCGCUUACCAAAUAUGGAAGUGGGUCUACACAGUUUGUAAACACACCGGCUAAUCGAUCGGUAGGAUCUACUAGUACAAAGCUCAUUUCGGUGUAAAAACCCAGGGAGCGAAUGAUCGGGUGUGAAAGCCCCAGUAGUACGACUGAAUACCGGUAGAUAAAGAUGUCUUCAGGAGCAGAGCAUAACUGGAGGAGAACUGAAGACGGGUGGAGACUCUUACCUGGGGUUUACGUGGGUACAGGUAGUGGAGCGGUGCCUGCUUUCGAUUUGGAAAGAGUUAGGAACACUUGCUCAAGAAAUAAGCUGUCGAAAACGGAAGCAAACAACAACGUCCGAAUAGUUCAGAUAGCGGGCGCCAACCGUCCUCAUGACGUCACCAACCAGGAAAGAUGUGACAGCCUUAUACCAGUACGACAGCCGUAUCUGGAUGGAAUAAAGGGUAUUGGAAUAGAGAGGAGAAUCUGGUGUGGCUUGUCCACUGCCUUUGGACAAUUAGAGAUCGCAGAUAUAGUAAUGGAGAUUAGUGGAACCCGGUACUGUUGUGAGUUUUUUUGUAUUUUGUUGAGAGAAAAAAUUGGAAAAUUGACCGGUACAACACUGCGGAUGAUAUUUCGUGUCCUACAGAAGGUCGUUUCAGAAGCUCUAAACAAUGAGGUAAAUAUCAACAUCAUGGCGGGUCUCUUGGAGACGGUAUCAGAGGCGUUGUCGACACGCUCACAUGUUGGAAGUAGGAGUCUAUGGAAGCGGCACCAUGAUGUCGUCAACAAUCUGGCAACACAAGUACGGAAUUUCCAGUAUACACAGAGAGAAGAUGACGAUCUGCCUCACCUACUGGACCUCCCGAAGGAGUGUUUACACAACAUCCUAAGACGGAUCUCGGAUCCUCGGGACCUCGCCAAUGUCGGGGCUUCAUGCUCGUACCUCCACGACUUGACUGAGGACAGGUUCAUUUGGCAAGAUAUGUGUCUGUUCCACUUCACUGAUAAACAACUUUAUCCCUUCAUUUACGAUGACGAAUACUUGGGCAUCGACUGGUUCAAAACAUUUCAACUAUGCUACAAAAAAAAUAAACGUUUGCAAGUGGAUGAAUAUGCCAAUGAGUUAUACUUCUGCAACCUCUGUCGUGCUGUUUUCUGGAAAGACCUAGGCCAUCCCUGUCGCAAUCCCAACGAAAAGCCGGACUCCUCGCCUCUGUUGCCAAGGGAUUUCAUUGGCAUGCUGUGUCUUUAAAUUUAUGUUUGAGUGAAAUAAGGGAUACGAACACUCUGUUUCUUCGUUUUUUCUUCAAAUAAUUCAUUGUUUUAUGCAUUUGUUACUGUUUUUAUCAUAAAAUCGUCCUUACAUCAGACAAUCAUGACAGUUCUGAGACUUUUUUAAUGGAGGCAUUUUCCUCGCUAUUUAUGUUAUGUUAGUUUGUAAUUAAAUUGCUUUCGUCACCUUUG
Messenger RNA from Pecten maximus, 1592 nucleotides. Its product is annotated as F-box only protein 32-like. Gene Ontology annotation, biological process: protein ubiquitination. Lineage: Eukaryota; Metazoa; Mollusca; Bivalvia; Pectinida; Pectinidae. The transcript has 8 exons. Bases 313 to 1380 code for a protein of 355 amino acids. Gene Ontology annotation, molecular function: protein binding. The record is from RefSeq and is a predicted model, not a curated record. Gene Ontology annotation, cellular component: cytoplasm; nucleus; SCF ubiquitin ligase complex.